This is a messenger RNA of Zalophus californianus (California sea lion), 5337 nucleotides long. RefSeq names its product DENN domain containing 1A (gene DENND1A). The transcript has 24 exons. Bases 864 to 3455 code for a protein of 863 amino acids. Gene Ontology annotation, cellular component: cytosol; clathrin-coated vesicle. Gene Ontology annotation, biological process: endocytosis; endocytic recycling. Lineage: Eukaryota; Metazoa; Chordata; Mammalia; Carnivora; Otariidae. The record is from RefSeq and is a predicted model, not a curated record. Gene Ontology annotation, molecular function: guanyl-nucleotide exchange factor activity; phosphatidylinositol phosphate binding.
GGAGCGAGUACAUUAACCCGGGGAGGCGGCGGCGGCGGCGACGAGGGAGCGAGCUUCGAGCGGGCGGGCCCAGCCUGAGGGAAGGGAGGAAGGGGCGGGGAGAGCGCCGGAGGGAGGCCGGUCGGCCGCGGGCGGGCGGGCAGCGCAGCGCCGAGCGGGGCCCGCGGGCCCAUGAGGAGGCCCGGGGACCAUGGGCUCCAGGAUCAAGCAGAACCCAGACACCACGUUUGAAGUCUAUGUUGAAGUGGCCUAUCCUAGGACAGGUGGCACUCUUUCAGUGGGGACUCACAGGUGCACCAGCAAUGUGAUGGCAUCGCAUGGAUUUGCAUGGUCUGAAUCCCCGACAGCCUGGGCUUUCUUCAUAUACUGACUCAUGAAUUCAAACAGGUAUUGGAGGGACCGAUCCUGAGGUGCAGAGGCAAUUCCCGGAGGACUACAGUGACCAGGAAGUUCUACAGACUUUGACCAAGUUUUGUUUCCCCUUCUAUGUGGACAGCCUCACAGUUAGCCAAGUUGGCCAGAACUUCACAUUCGUGCUCACUGACAUUGACAGCAAACAGAGAUUCGGGUUCUGCCGCUUAUCUUCAGGAGCGAAGAGCUGCUUCUGUAUCUUAAGCUAUCUUCCCUGGUUCGAAGUAUUUUAUAAGCUGCUUAACAUCUUGGCGGAUUACACGACAAAGGGCCAGGAGAAUCAGUGGAAUGAGCUUCUUGAAACUCUGCACAAACUUCCCAUUCCUGACCCAGGAGUGUCUGUUCAUCUCAGCGUGCAUUCUUAUUUUACUGUGCCUGAUACUAGAGAACUUCCCAGCAUACCCGAGAAUAGAAAUCUGACAGAAUAUUUUGUGGCCGUGGAUGUAAACAACAUGUUACAUCUGUAUGCCAGUAUGCUGUACGAACGCCGGAUUCUCAUCGUCUGCAGCAAGCUUAGCACUUUGACCGCCUGCAUCCACGGGGCCGCCGCCAUGCUGUACCCCAUGUUCUGGCAGCACGUGUACAUCCCCGUCCUGCCUCCACAUCUGCUGGACUACUGCUGUGCUCCCAUGCCCUACCUCAUAGGAAUCCAUUUAAGUUUAAUGGAGAAAGUCAGAAACAUGGCCCUAGAUGAUGUCGUGAUCCUCAACGUGGACACCAACACCCUGGAAACUCCCUUUGAUGACCUCCAGAGCCUCCCAAAUGAUGUGAUCUCUUCACUGAAGAACCGGCUGAAGAAGGUGUCCACAACCACCGGUGACGGUGUGGCCAGGGCCUUCCUCAAGGCCCAGGCUGCUUUCUUCGGCAGCUACCGAAAUGCUCUGAAAAUUGAGCCGGAGGAGCCAAUCACCUUCUGUGAAGAAGCCUUCGUGUCCCACUAUCGCUCGGGAGCCAUGAGGCAGUUCCUGCAGAAUGCCACCCAGCUGCAGCUCUUCAAACAGUUUAUAGAUGGUAGACUGGACCUUCUCAAUUCUGGCAAAGGUUUCAGUGACGUUUUUGAAGAGGAGAUCAGCAUGGGCGAGUAUGCUGGCAGCGAUAAACUCUACCAUCAAUGGCUCUCCACAGUCCGGAAAGGAAGCGGAGCAAUUCUGAACACUGUAAAAACGAAAGCGAACCCGGCUAUGAAGACUGUCUAUAAAUUUGCAAAAGAUCAUGCAAAAAUGGGAAUAAAAGAGGUGAAAAACCGCUUGAAGCAAAAGGACAUCACCGAGAAUGGCUGUGCCCCCACCAUGGAAGAGCAGCUGCCAAAGACUGUGCCGUCCCCACUGGUGGAGGCCAAGGACCCGAAGCUCCGAGAAGACCGGAGGCCAAUCACAGUCCACUUCGGACAGGUGCGCCCUCCCCGUCCGCACGUCGUGAAGAGACCGAAGAGCAACAUCACGGUGGAAGGCCGGAGGACUUCUAUCUCCAGCCCUGAGCACCUGGUAAAGCCCUUGCGACACUACGCAGUCUUCCUGUCUGAGGAGUCCUCUGACGAUGAAUGCCAGCGGCAAGAGGGCCCCAGCUCUGGCUUCACCGAAAGCUUUUUCUUCUCCGCCCCCUUUGAAUGGCCUCAGCCAUAUCGGACGCUCAAGGAAUCAGACAGCGCAGAAGGCGACGAGGUAGGGAGUCCAGAGCGGCGAGCGCGGGAGCCCAUGGGCCCUGCCCCGGCUCCUCCUGACCGGGCUGCCAGCAUCGACCUUCUGGAAGACGUCUUCAGCAACCUGGACAUGGAGGUCCCACUGCAGCCACUGGGCCAGGCCAAGAGCUUGGAGGACCUUCGGAUCCCCAAAGACCUGAGGGAGCAACCGGGAACCUUCGACUAUCAGAGGCUGGACCUGAGCAGGAGUGACCGGAGCCGCGGGAUGCCAGUGGCCUUGAAGCUCACCCACCCAUACAACAAGCUCUGGAGCCUGGGCCAGGACGACAUGGCCAUCCCCAGCAAGCCCCCAGCCACCUCCCCCGAGAAGCCCUCAGCCCUGCUUGGGAACUCCCUGGCUGUGCCCCGCAUGCUGCCGACCCAGGACAGCAUCCUGAACCCCAGUGACAAGGAGGAGGCGCCCACCCCCACUCCAGGCAGCAUCACCAUCCCCCGGCCCCAGGGCAGGAAGACCCCAGAGCUGGGCAUCGUGCCUCCGCCCCCCACCGCCCGCCCAGCCAAACUCCAGGCCGCCAGCACCGCCCUCGGGGACUUCUCCUCAGAUCGGCUACAGGCCCUGAGCCGGGCCCCGUUCCCCGGGCUCCUCCCCAGUGCUACCCCCCAAGGACCCACCGAACCACUCCAGCCACUCAACCUGGCCCCCGGGGCUGCAAGCUCGAGCAGUGACACCCUGCUGGCCCUCCUGGACCCACUUAACACAGCCUGGUCAGGCAGUACUCUUCCGCCGGGCCCUGCAGCCCCAAACAUAGCCACCUCCUUCACUCCCCAGUUUAGCUUCCCCCCAGCAGGGACCCCCACCCCCUUCGCGCAGCCAUCACUCAAUCCCUUCAUCUCAUCUGUGCCCGCAGCACUGCCUGCCAUGGCCCUGGUCUCCACACCGGCCGGGCCUUUCGGGGCCCCUCCUGCUUCGCUGGGGCCAGCCUUUGCCCCCAGCCUCCUCCUGUCUGGUUCCGGCCUCUGUGGCCCACAUAGAUCUCAGCCCAACCUGUCUGCCCUCUCCAUGCCUAACCUCUUCGGCCAGAUGCCCAUGGGUGCCCACACCAGUCCCUUGCAGCCCCUGGGCCCCCCAGUGGUCGCCCCUUCAAGGAUCCGAACAUUGCCCCUGGCCCGCUCAAGCGCCAGGGCUGCCGAGGCCAAGCAGGGGCUGGCCCUGAGGCCCGGAGACCCCCCUCUCCUUCCUCCCAGACCCCCACAGGGCCUGGAGCCAGCACUGCAGCCCUCUGCUCCUCGAGAGACCAGAGACCCCUUUGAGGAUUUGUUACGGAAAACCAAGCAAGAUGUGAGCCCGGCCCCGGCCCCAGGCUCAGUAGAGCAGCUCAGGAAGCAGUGGGAGACCUUCGAGUGAGCCAGGCGCCGAGCGAGGGCGAGCUGGGCCCAGCCAUGCGCCGCCGGCCACUGCGCCCCAGGCCAGCCAGCCAGCCCUGCUUCCCCUGCUCCGUUUCUGCCCAGGUUCUGCUGGUGGGAAGGGAUGGGACCCCCGUCUGCCGCCCCUCCUCCCCUACACACCACCCAUCACUGAGGUCUGGCCGCUAGAGAAUGGUGCCAGUUCUGGCCUGGGAAUGGUCCCAGCCCCUGGGCACCCACCCCACCCUGCCACCACCCCUUCCCUGCACCCCUGAGUAGGUUUUGCACUAAAGAGGUCAGCUGGGCGAAUGACUGCCCCAGACCCAGCCCCACCUGCCUUCCCCCUGGAAGCCUCCCAUCAGGAGCCCCGAGGCUCCACAAGGCCUCUCCUCCCCAGCCCUGUUCCCUUGGCCCAACUACAGCGUGGCCCUGCGCACCCCACUGGGACCAGCACAGACGGCCGUGGUAGCCUCGGCCUGCGUGAGGGCGUCUGCACCAGACACGUGGUUUGGAGUAAGGAGAAUAUACCUACCUGGCGGGGCACUUGCAAACCCUCUCUAGCAAUACACACACUCGUUCUUUCUUUGUCAGUCUUCACCCCAACCCUCAACCUUCAGUUGUUUCUGGCUUGGUAGGGAUUUGGGGCCGAGGGAUCCUUGGGAACCCUCUGAGAGCCAAACACAGCCCCAGCCGGCCCUGCAUGGAGGCUGGGAGCACCAGCAACUCUGGUUUGUAAGAGAAAAAAAUAGCAGCAGGUAAAUCGAGUGCAUUAGGAGGAGUCAGGCCGCCGUCCUGUGUUCUCCCUCUGGUUGCUGGGUUUCUCCAGGUCUCCAGUGUUACUCAGAUGGGGCUCAGCCUCUUGUCACCUGGGAUUGCGGGGGCAGAGCUGAGAAGCAGGCACCCCGAUUCCAACUGGGAAGACCAGCUUCAUGCCACAGGCUGAUGCAGGAGGCCCAGCUGCCCAGGCUCCCUGGGUCAGGAGCGGGCAGGGGCACUGAGCCCUUCUCCAGGCCCUGGCGGAGUGGACAAACUUGGCUUCUCACGGCUUGGAGGCAGGAGAAGGGCCAGGAGCCACCCCCUCCCCCGCCCACGUAGCAUAGAAAUUCCUGAGGCCAGUGUCACCAAAGCUCAAUUGAAAUGUUUUGUUAUUGUUUCUUUUAUCUAUCUUUUCCUUUUUACUUUAUUGAUUUGAUGAAUCUUAAAAUUGACUAGUUUCAAUAAACCGAGUUAAAAUAUGGCCCAACCAUUUAAGAAAACAACCAUCUGAGACAUGCAGGAAAUUGUGAGCGUUUUGACCUGAUUUCUCAUUUCCUAUUUGUGAGUGGUCAGACACACAGCCUCAGAGGUGUCUGACUGGGCAAGGGGGCUCUGGAGGCCCCUCUAGCCCUGGGGAGCUUUGUCCCGGUCUGAGGGACCCUGUGUGGGUCGGUGAGGCCUGGAGGGCGGGCCCUGAGGUUCUCAGACGCGGGCUGUGACGAGCUGCUGGCCCAGCACAGCGCCCCUUCCGGAGUCGGUCACGGCCCCGUGGGCAAGUGGCUCUCUGGGCGCGUGGGCACCCCCAAGGCCUUUCGGGUGUUUCCAUACAGGUUCCAGAUCCACCACCCAUCCUGGGCAGACCCCCGAGCCCUGUCCGCAAAGGGAAGCCUCCCGUCCCCUCCCCACCCCCGUAGGCAGGGUAUGAGAUAAGAGGUACGGUGGGGCCCCAGGGAAGCGGAGCCCACCCCGCGGUCUGUCUCCCCGGCUGUGCUGGGGGCUGGUGGUGAGCCUUCCACGUUCCCAGGAGCACUGUUGUCUCUUCACUUGCUGGACUGAAUUUGCACCCAAGGAUGAAUGUUGUGUGUGCGUUCAAUAAAAUCUUCUUGGGGAGAAGGUUGGUAUCCCUG